Molecule: messenger RNA, 1810 nt
Organism: Eupeodes corollae
Lineage: Eukaryota; Metazoa; Arthropoda; Insecta; Diptera; Syrphidae
Gene: mei-218
Exons: 2
Coding region: 1-1725 (574 amino acids)
Source: RefSeq, a predicted model, not a curated record
AUGGAAUCUAGUGAGACUCUAAACACUUCACUGUCGGCUGUAAAAUCAAUACCUGACGAAGAUCUCAAUGAUCUUCUCAUAUUCAGCCAGAAAGGAAGUGUCGAAAAUUCCAACCUAACCGAUUUUCAAUAUCGCGAAGUCAUGGAGAUGACGGCAGAUCUUUUUCGAGAUGACGACGAAGAAGGACUAACUUUCAAACAAAAAACUCAAAAAUACCCUCAAGAGUUUAAUCUGUCUUUUUCUUCGGGAACACCAGAUCCAAGUUUAUUAUUGAACUCACAGAAAAGUGAAAGCAUUGGGCUUAGUUGCGGCACCCCCAUUUUACAAGAUAAUCUUGAGGAAUCUGUUUUUGUUCAUCCUCAAAUGAAGAAUGAGCCACUAGAUCUGUCGGUACCGUCAGUUCAAUUUUCACCUGCUAUAUCGUCUAAGUUAGAAAAUCAAUCAAAUGACGAUCUGGAUCUUGAGUUUUCUGCAGAUCCCUUUUCUUCGAUCUCGAGACCAAAUGAAUCGGAUAUAUAUGUCUCUGAGGAUGACCCAUACAAAAUAGGUCCAAGUUCCUCUCGUGCUUGUAAAUCAUCCAUGGAGUUUUUAACGCAAAGCUACAGUCAGGUAUCCUUAGAAGAUGAGGAAGAAAUUUUAAACAAACGACGUAAUUUGUAUUCAACCAAAGCCCAGAAGGAUUUUACCCAAAUUCCAAGCUCGGUACAACGGCUCUAUGAUACCAUUAAAGUGGCGUAUUCAGAUUUUGCUUUCGUAUAUUCCCUGAGCGCACAGAUGUGCCAAGAAAAAGUGCCCAUGGACUGCUUUGUGCAUUUAAAAAUUGGUCUAUUGUUAAGCAUUGCCUCACUAGAGGACAAUCCAGAUCGUCCACCUAUCUCCGUAGUAGCCAUUGGACCUGAGUUUGAUAUGGCCAGCUUGUUGAUGGAGCACAUUGGCAGUGUGGCAGAGAGAUUCGUUGGACCAGAUGAUGAUUUCAAGGUGCCAGCCAAUGAAGACAGCAAGCACACAUGGAUUCAUGCCGAUCCUAUUGUAAUGGCCAGCGGUGGGAUAUUCUUUGUGGGUGAUUGGGGGCGAUUAAGAGCGUCCCGAAGUUUUAGAUUAUUUAAAAUCAUUGAGUGCGGUCAAGUACCUCUUGAAAAGACCACCGUCACUUGCGAUUUAGAAGCAGCUAUCUGGACUCACUGGCGAUCGUAUAAGUUUAAUACUAAAGACCAACAUCUUUUUAAUAAAUUUAUCGAAAUUUUUGGUAUACCACUUAUAAUCGAAGACGAUAAUCACGAAGCUCUGGUGGAUUUUAUACUAGCACAGUCGUCAAUAAAUAAACCCGAGUCAACUGUCGAUGAACUCUCAAUUGGGACAGAUGAUAUGCGUGAUUUUCUCGCAAUCGUAAGCAAACGCAGGGUAGAUCUAACAGAAGAAGCUUCAGAGAUUCUGAGGAAGUAUUUUAUAGCUUCUAGAAUGGACAGACCAGAUUGCUUAGCACAAAAAUCAUUUACUACUCUUAAACUAUUUGCCGAAUCGUUUGCUAAGCUAUCCCUUCGCCAUGACGUUGUAUUGAUCGAUGCGAUUUCGGCAGUUUAUAUGGCUGAGAAUAUGAUACAGAAUCUGUUUGGAGCAGGAGCAUAUCCUCCACCAGAAUUUAAAACUCACUCUUUUAUUGGUGAUGUCGAUGAGCAUAUGAUGAAGUUUCAGGAAUGGCUUGAAAAUUACAUUUCUAGGUACUAGAAUAGGAAAAGUUUUUUUUGGUUUUUUAUUUACAUGUGUAAAAGAAGUUCUAAAAAAUAGGUUAAGCCAUUUUUUUCUAAAAAUG